AUGGGAAGAUACGUAGUAUACGAUUGCGAUGUGGGUAACGACGAUGCGUGGGGCCUGAUGAUGCUCAUCAAAGCUGAGGAAGCAUAUAAAAGGCGUCGAGAGCUAACCGCUUCACCCAAGAAGUUUGAAAUCAUCGGCGUUACAUGCGUACAAGGCAAUACCACCGUUGACCAUGCUGUGGUAAACACGCUUAGAGUGCUGGAUGUAGUGAACAGAAAUGAUAUACCAGUAUACAAAGGUUGCAGUAAUUUGUUUAAGCCAAGGCCCUGGGAGAACCCCAAGUAUUUCGUAGGUAAAGACGGUUUCGGCGAUCUUGAGCAUGAGAAGCCGGUUGAUCUGAGCUUAGUGCGGCCGGAGCAUGCAGUCAAUGCGAUGUAUGAGUUCGUUUGCAAGCAUCCUAAACAGGUAGAUUUUUUGUUAGUGGGGCCACUAACUAAUUUUGCCAUGUGCAUAAGUAUGUAUGGCUCAAAAUUCUUGGAUAAGGUUGGUGAAAUAUACAUUAUGGGCGGCAAUUAUAGAGGCAAAGGCAAUACCACUAAAAGCGCCGAGUUUAACUUUAUGAUGGAUCCGGAAGCCGCACAAAUAGUUUUCGAGAACGUUGAAGCGCCCGUUACUAUAUUGCCCUGGGAAACGUGUGACGAUCAGGCUUUUCGCAUUACACUUGAUUGGCGCUUGAAUAUGCUUGGCGCCGUAGAAAGCCCAUUCGUCCAGCUUUUGAAUCGCGUAGAACGCGCCUUGUUAGUGCCCAGAGGUGUGAAACGUUGGUUGGUCUGCGAUGCGCUGGCCGUCGCCGUUUAUCUAUUCCCCCACUUAGUGGUGUUGGAGCAACAGCUUCAUCAUGCUGCCGUUGAAUUGGCUGGUAUUCACACACGUGGACAAAUGGUUAUCGAUCACUUACGUCGGGAGCAGGCGAAUGCAAAUAUCAUCACGAAAAUCAAUAUCGAUCACUAUCAGAAGAUAAUUGCUUGGACUGGCGGACUGCGUGGUGUACAUAUGGAAUGUGAAUUGGGAAAGGAGAAGUGAAUUCUUUUUAAAAAUUUUAUUUUUUCUUACAAUGUUAAAUCGCUUUGUGUGUAGUAGUGUCAAAAAUAAAUUCUAUUCAGCGUGAGCGUUUGCUCAAUUUAUAGCAUUGCCAGCAAUACAA
Bactrocera tryoni is the source of this 1144-nucleotide messenger RNA. Its product is annotated as pyrimidine-specific ribonucleoside hydrolase RihA-like. NCBI's taxonomy places the organism in Eukaryota, Metazoa, Arthropoda, Insecta, Diptera, Tephritidae. Gene Ontology annotation, molecular function: hydrolase activity, hydrolyzing N-glycosyl compounds. The record is from RefSeq and is a predicted model, not a curated record. Bases 1 to 1023 code for a protein of 340 amino acids. The transcript has 5 exons.